UUUAGCCAGUUUUUUCCUCGCAUUGCUAACAAAAAAAUCGCGACUAUUAAAAUGUCAAAAUCUCUAUCGUUUCGUUUGCAACUAAGCUCCAUAAUGGAGAUAACGACUAAAACGGCAAUAGAAGAAAUAUGCAAAAUUGUAGACAGCGAUUUUGCGUUUUUACGACAAGAACUGUCUCGGGUCAUGAGUGAAAACACAGUACUUAAAGACGAAAUGUUCUGUCUUGGGAGCGAAAGGCAAAGCGAAAGCACGCGCAUCACAAAGGGAGCGCGCUCUGGCUCCAAAACAUAUCGCUCCAUUUGUGUUCAAACAGAAGAUGGACCAGAGCCCUCCAUCAAAGGGAUAUUUGGAAAGGAGUGGUGUUCCAGUUUGUGGGAUCGGAGGAAGGAGUCCAGAGAAGAUGAGCUGGCGAUCGAUGUUGACCUGUACCCCGUUUCGCCUUAUAAGCACGAAGAAAAAGACCCCUCCAAACUGGUCUUAAUCAAAGAGGAGAGUUUUGAAGUGGACGCUUAUCCCAGUUGUACAGGGAAAACGCCCCAUAUUUCAAGAGGACAGCUGCCAUCUUCUGCAUAUGAGCCCUCAGCAGCCUCCAAAAAUUUCAAUGACCACUUUGUGUCUGGUGAAUUUUCUGGGAUAUCGGAAAAACAAAACACGUCCUCCGAUUCGACUGCCAAACACUCUACAAGAACUGCUAUUGAUGACACUGUCGACCAAUUAAUAGCACCAAUAGACGAUCCAUUGGAUGUUGAUGGUCACUGUUUCCUCAACAGGUUUUCAGUAGAGCACAAUGACCAGUUUCCCUCCCAAUCCAGGGAGGACGGAGAAGCACAGGAAAUAUGCAUGGAUGCCGCAACCACUACAGAACACUGCGAAAAGAGAUUUAAGGUACAGAAACCGCCAAACAACUUCAGUUGCUUUGACGGCGGUAGGGUGUUUGUUCGCCAAAAUGCUGCCAGAAACCGUCUCAGAAAACAUCGGUUCGCAAAGCUGAAACAAAAUGAAAAGUUUCGUUGUGAGGUCUGCGGGAGAUGUUUUCAUUCGAACACCAAUCUCAUGGUUCACUAUGUAGUUCACACAGGGGAAAGGCCCUAUAAAUGCAGUUUUUGUGGAAAAGGGUUCUCCCAGAAGGGAAAUUUACAAACCCAUGAACGCAUCCACAGAGGAGAAAGACCUUUUAGCUGCGUCACCUGCGGGAGGAGUUUCACCCAGAAAGUCUGCCUAAGUAAUCACGAACGCAUCCACAGAGGAGAAAGACCUUUUACUUGUGUAACCUGCGGAAAGGGUUUCACACAGAAAGUCACCCUACAACAACACCUCUCUGUCCAUGACCAAACAGCUAAACCGGUGAGGAAGAACCCAAGGAAAAGUUACCGUGGUAUAAAAUAUAGCUUUAUGUAGCA
This is a messenger RNA of Rhinichthys klamathensis goyatoka, 1400 nucleotides long. Its product is annotated as zinc finger protein 235. The record is from RefSeq and is a predicted model, not a curated record. The transcript has 4 exons. NCBI's taxonomy places the organism in Eukaryota, Metazoa, Chordata, Actinopteri, Cypriniformes, Leuciscidae. Bases 52 to 1398 code for a protein of 448 amino acids.